Molecule: messenger RNA, 519 nt
Organism: Aspergillus calidoustus
Lineage: Eukaryota; Fungi; Ascomycota; Eurotiomycetes; Eurotiales; Aspergillaceae
Source: the annotation of a GenBank genome assembly
AUGGCCCAAAAAGCAGCCAAAACCCUCGCUGCCCGCAACGCCGCCGUCCUCCUCCGCACGCACCUAAUAACAGCGGCCCUGCACACUCUCCAUCUGCUUCUACACUUUGUCUUCCGCCGCCCCGCCUCCCUGAAAUUCUACUACCUGUUCGCAAUCCCAACCCUCGUGAUCGAAUUCUAUCUCGACCGCAUCGGCCGCCCAAGCCACAACCCCGCUGAUGGCUCGCUGCGCUCGCCCGGAGAGGACCUUGGCGCCGCCGGCUUGACGGAGUACAUGUGGGAUGUUCUGUACUGGACCUGGGGGUGCAUCGGCGCUGUGUGUUUGUUUGGCGAUCGCGGGUGGUGGUUGUGGAUUGUGAUACCCUUGUACUCGGGCUGGUUGGCGUAUAGUACUGUUACGGGGAUGAGGAGUGGGUUGGCUGGGUUUGGGGGUGCUGGGGAGCAAGGUGGUGCUGGAGGGGCGGAGAGUAAGAGGCAGAAGAAGAUGGAGAAGAGGGGCGGGCGUGUGCAGUAUCGGUAG